AUGAAGUACGCUGUCGCUCUCGCUCUGCCCCUGCUAGUCGCUGCCCAGACCGUGGACAAGAAUGCCGUGAAAAUCUCCAGCGUGUCCUACUCUGGCAACGGCUGUCCACAAGGAUCUGCGUCGACGUCGAUCUCGGACGACAGGACUAUUGUCACUCUGGGCUUUGACGGCUUCCAGACGUACAUCGGACCCGGCUACGACCCCACCCAGAAGACCAAGAACUGCCAGCUGCAUCUCUCCCUGAGCUACCCCAGCGGCUUCAACUUCGCCGUCAUCGACAGCGUAUACCACGGUUUCGCCGAGCUCGACGCCGGCGUGACGGGCACUUUCUACUCGACCUACUACUUCAGCGAGAACGCUGCCGCGACGACCACGACGCAGACGUCCAUCAAUGGCGGCGGCAUCUGGGCCGACGGCCAGGUGUACACCAAGGAGAAUCUGGUGCCGAGCGAGAAGUACGUUCGGUCGCGGUGCGGCGGCGGGUCCUCGAUCCUGAACAUCAACAACCGUAUCGCCCUCACAAGCACUGAUAGCGAUGCCUCGGGCGUGCUAACAAAUGAUGAUGCUACUGUUGCCUUUACACACCAGGUCCAUCUGAAGUGGUUCAAGUGUUAGGUCCGCAGCCAGGUGGAGACAAAAGAUCUAUAGGAGCGGUGCAGGAUCCGAUAGAUCCGAUUUCCUAGUGGGCAUUCAUUUCGAGCAUUCGUGGGAUUUUCUGGUCCGCCUUCGGAUUGAGUCCACCAUUUGG
Molecule: messenger RNA, 748 nt
Organism: Phialemonium atrogriseum
Lineage: Eukaryota; Fungi; Ascomycota; Sordariomycetes; Cephalothecales; Cephalothecaceae
Exons: 3
Coding region: 1-615 (204 amino acids)
Source: RefSeq, a predicted model, not a curated record